CAGCCCGGCACCCCCUACGUCACUUCCGCCUUCUUGUCCUUGGUGGAUACAGCACCGUCGGCGUUCAGGAUAAACAACAUGGCUAAACUGAGCAAUGAAACCAAGCAGCGGCUGCAGCAGCUGUUCCAGUGCGGCCAGUUUGUCAUCCGAUGGGGGUUCAUACCAACCGUGCUGUACCUCGGUUUCAAACGGGGAGCAGAUCCAGGAAUGCCUGAGCCCACAGUCUUGAGUUUGCUAUGGGGCUAAAGAACGUCUCCACACAGCCGGCCCACUCGCGUCAUCGAGACCAUGUGACCCACCUGUCAUUGGAACUCCAGGACAUUAUUUUUUCACUUCCGUCUCCAUAAACCAUGCUGUCCAAUAUCAGAGAGGUGAUGAAUACACGUCGUGUGUGGCCGUACUGUUUACGGCCACACAUGCAGAUGUAUUGAGCGUCUGCUGCAUGGACAGAAGAUAUUUGGAUCAACAAGCUGGAAUCAAGACUUCAAUCUUGAAAAUAUGAGCUGUUGACUGGAUUGUCUGUCGGUGUUGUGUUGGGAAUGUGCGACAGCGAUGUUUGGAUAUAACAUUCAUUCCAUGUUUUCCUCUUUUUAUUUGUAAUUUAAGAUUUCUGAGAAUAAAUCCACAAAGAAAUGAG
This is a messenger RNA of Anarrhichthys ocellatus (wolf-eel), 637 nucleotides long. RefSeq names its product translocase of outer mitochondrial membrane 7 homolog (yeast) (gene tomm7). Lineage: Eukaryota; Metazoa; Chordata; Actinopteri; Perciformes; Anarhichadidae. The transcript has 3 exons. The record is from RefSeq and is a predicted model, not a curated record. Gene Ontology annotation, biological process: protein import into mitochondrial matrix. Bases 79 to 246 code for a protein of 55 amino acids. Gene Ontology annotation, cellular component: mitochondrial outer membrane translocase complex.